GUCUGGUCGAGGGAGUUUGAUCAUGAUUCAUGCCUGAUCAAGAAACAGUGUCAUGUGGUAAUACGUGGUAUACUGUGACUACUCUGUGAGGUUGAACUUGAAAGCUGUCCGGGUGGUUGUGUCCUAUUUUGUCGAUUGGCAGCCAAGUCGAGAUUGGCAGACCCUUGGUGACCACCUCAACCCUUUUCAACCCACUUCCUCACGAACAAACAUAAGAUUCAACUUCGACCAUAUCAUCUCCCAACAACUCCCAUCUCAUCCAUCAUUAGACCACGACCUUGUCGAGAUGUCUAUGGCUAGGUCCUUCUUAGGACUCGAUUCUGAAUCGGAAGACGGAACUUGGAACGCCACUGAUGAAUAUGCUGAAGAUAGUGAGGAGGAUGAGGAUGUUGAGGAGGCAGAGAAUCAAACCUCAGACGAUACCUGGGAUGCUGAGGAACUUGAAGCUCUAGAAGGAACCAACACUAGUCCCGAAAUGGGUAAAGCCUCUGAUUAUUAUCCGCCUGUUGUCGAGCCAAUCCAAAAUGGCGUCAACUUGGAACGCAGUGGGUCGUAUGGAAAACCACCAGAACACUACCAGGCGUCGAAGAAGCGUCUCAAGGACCAUUCCUCCAACACAUUUGAUAUUUUAACGGCCUCCGAAACGUCUUAUCAUGGGUUCAACAAAGGCCAACUAGCAUCCAACCACUUGCCAAAUUCACCCGGUACUGAAGUGGCGGCUUAUCGAUCUAGAAUCUACAGCGGACAAUAUUCAGAAGAUGGUACUUUCUUCUACACUUGUACCCAAGCGUACCGGGUCUACAUUUAUGACAUGACCGUUCCACCUGUGACUUCCUCCAAGAUAUCACACGACACCGACUAUUCUUCAGAAUCUCGCAGAAGCAUGCAUCAUAUCGGGGGAAUCCGGGACACAUCGACUCACAACUCGUCAUUGAAACUGAUCCGAACCUUCCAGGCACCUUCUCAGAACUGCCAAUGGACGAUCACCGAUGCGAGUCUUAGUCCUGACAACAACUGGCUUGCCUACAGCUCUAUCACGCCCUACGUUCAUCUGGUCAAGACCAGAGGCGAAGACGCAGUCUUAGGGCUAGGCCUAGAAGAGCACGAGCAGGAGGUUUUGUGCCUCUCUGGUGAUGAUCGGCCGGGUGGAUGGGCUCGUGGGAUGGGCAUUUGGAGCUUGAGGUUUGACUCCCAAGGGCGAGAAUUGGUUGCUGGCUGUACCCAAGGACGCAUCGUUGCAUAUGACGUGGAAACGAGGACAAUACUGACAACCAUCAAGGGACAUUCUAAUGACACUAACGCAGUGUGUUUUGCCGAUAAAUCUGAUCCCAACAUCUUAGUGUCAGGCUCGGAUGAUUCAUACAUCAAAGUGUGGGACCGGCGCUGUUUGAACAACGCUAAGCCAGCUGGUGCCCUCAUGGGGCACACCGAAGGAAUCACAUACGUGAGCUCUAAAGGGGACGGCCGGUUCAUAGUGAGCAAUGGAAAGGAUCAAGCGGCCAAGUUGUGGGAUUUGAGAAAAAUGAUCUCGGGUGCCGAGUUUGAGGCGAUGAAGAAACCCAGGACGUUCAUUAAUGGCUGGGAUUAUCGUCAUGGCUCAUACGCCCGACCAAAAUAUUUGGAACAUCCCCAAGAUUCUUCGGUGGUGACGUAUCGGGGACAUUCAGUGCUCAACACCCUCAUCCGGGUCCACUUUUCGCCCCCCAACACGACCGGGCAAAGAUACAUAGGUUCAGGAUCGGCGGACGGGAACAUCCACAUCUGGAACCUGGAUGGCACGACGGCCCAGAUCAUCCACCGAUCGAAAUCGGCCUCGCUAUUAAAGCCACAGAGGUCGACAGGAGAAGUUGGCGUUGUCGGUAGUGCCAGCAGUCAGUACACCUUCAACGACCCUUAUCGGCCUUCUGGAAGCACUGGCGAACAAUCUUGGGCGGGCAGUGCGGAUGUCUUUCGGCGCGGGUUUUAUGUCGAGGACGUCGAACCAACAGUGAGAGACAUCAGCUGGAAUCCUAAUGAGCCCAGCAUCAUGUCCACUUCGUGGGGUAGUUGCAGUGGCGAUCCUGGAGCACUAUCGAUUCAUCCUUUCCUCCCCCAUGGCCGAAUUGGCGCAUGAACCCACCAAAGCGUACUGCCAUCUCUCUCUCUCUCUCUCUCUCUCUCUCUCUCUCUCUCUCUCUCUCUCUCCUGUUGUAAUUUUUGCUUUGUUUUGAUAUUUUAACGCUUUGAUCUACGUAUCUGUGUAGAAACAAAAUCACUUUUCUUUACUUCCCUUAUUCUAUCUCGAGCCUUUCUGAUUCCAAGAACAGCACAUCAGCACACUAAAUCUCAUCCCCCCAAAAAGCAAAUCCCCAUUUAUCACCAUAAUACAUGUAAUGUACUCCUGUGCUACUUUGUAAUAUUACCCCAUUUAGCUUCACUUGUCUCUCAAAAGAGAAGAGAAAUGAAAUACUUGCAAUUGAUGAUACAACCCUUUGAAG
Puccinia graminis f. sp. tritici CRL 75-36-700-3 is the source of this 2477-nucleotide messenger RNA. RefSeq lists its product as uncharacterized. The record is from RefSeq and is a predicted model, not a curated record. Gene Ontology annotation, molecular function: protein binding. Lineage: Eukaryota; Fungi; Basidiomycota; Pucciniomycetes; Pucciniales; Pucciniaceae. Gene Ontology annotation, biological process: proteasome-mediated ubiquitin-dependent protein catabolic process. The coding region runs from base 287 to 2113 and encodes 608 amino acids. Gene Ontology annotation, cellular component: Cul4-RING E3 ubiquitin ligase complex. The transcript is spliced from 10 exons.